Messenger RNA from Papaver somniferum (opium poppy), 2084 nucleotides. RefSeq lists its product as uncharacterized. The transcript is spliced from 4 exons. Lineage: Eukaryota; Viridiplantae; Streptophyta; Magnoliopsida; Ranunculales; Papaveraceae. Bases 1127 to 1858 code for a protein of 243 amino acids. The record is from RefSeq and is a predicted model, not a curated record.
AGCAAAUAAUAUCGCUUGGGGGUUUAGGGUUUCUAUUCUGCUCAAGAUCGAUUGGUUUGAUUCCUCCAAUCAAGCAUUGAGGGAGAGUUUUAGCAUUCAGGUGCUUCUUUGUAAGUUCAACUCAGUUUAGGUGGAUGUUUUUCCAUCUAUUUAGAUUUUGAAGAACACAUUUUCCCAUUUACAAUAGAUUUUGAAAGCAAUUAUAACAGGAAAGGAGACAUCAUCUUAUUGUAAUUUGGAAGCAGAUAGAAUCAUUGAUUAGAGUGAACUUGUCUCAGAUCAGAUGCAUUGUAUCAGAAUUUUUGGGUUUUUCACUUUUUAAACUUGAAAUUGGAGUUUAGGGUUCAAUUACUGAACUUGAAGAGUUACUGCUCAUCAGCCAUUUCUAAACUCAAAGUUUAGGUUAAUCCCUUAAGGAAUGAAAGAAUCAAGAAAUGCACCAGGGGAAGAUAGAAUCAGUAUGUUACCUGGUGGACUGAUUCACCAUAUUCUGUCUUUCAAUGAUACUAAAUAUGCUGUUCAGACUAGUGUGUUGUCGAAACGAUGGAUCCAUAUUUGGAAAUCUCUACCUGUUCUGGAAUUCAAUAGGAGUUUGUUUUCUCGUGAGAAUACUAAGAAAUUCAUAGAAUUUGUUUACAUGGUAUUCAUGUUUCGCGAUGACACCGAUCUUCUGAAGUUUAGUCUGGAUUGGGACUCUGAGUAUGAUAAUACAGUGAUUAUGAAUGUUAAUAGAUGGAGCCUUUUUGCCGUCAAGUAUAAUGUUCAAGAAAUAAGUUUAGUGAUUGAGGAAUUGCAUAGUGGGGCAUAAGAAAUUCCACACCUACUGCUGAAUUCCAGAACACUGAGAAAGCUGGAAAAACAAGUGUUCGACGCUGACGGAUAUGUAGAUAUAAUUCUACCAAGAUCUACGAAUUCACCACAGCUUAAAGAACUGUAUAUAUAUGGAUUUUCAGUCACCAACCUAGAAUUAUCUAAAAGAUUCUUUUCAAGUUGUCCAGUUCUUGAAAAGUUAUGCAUAUCUGGUAGUGAUAAUCUAAGGAAUUUGAAUUUGAUUGUUGAUUCUCAAAGCCUUAAGAAGUUUGUACACACUUGUUGGAAGAGACAGUUUUUGCCGCAAAAUGAUACUAUGGCUAACAUUAUCAAGUUAUGUGCUCCAAACCUGGAAGACUUCAUUUGCAGUUUUUAUUUGACACAAGAUUAUUCUUUAGAAAUCUAUUCUCCACCGUCUGCGAUAAGUUUUCGCAUGAUAUUCAGCAAAAAAGAAGAAGAUGAGAAUGCAAAAACAUAUUCAAAGCUGCCUUCAAAGGAUAUGGAUGUGUAUGCUAAACGCUUGGUGAAAUAUCUUGGAGCGGUUUAUCCGGUGAAACAUUUGAGAUCAUCACCUGGAUUCCUUGAGGUUCUCUCACGAGCUCCUGAUUUACUAGACUUUCUACCUCCUCGCUUUUGUAAUCUACAAUCUUUGGUGCUGGAAACGUGGCCUACCGGAGGUUGCUUGCGGGCUAUAAGAUACUUACUCAGCAUUUCUCCUAAUAUAACUAGACUUUUCCUUGAAAUGAAGGAGUCCAAUUUAUCGGACGUUGGAGAUUACUCGGAAGCAGGAUUGUCAUUCCCGGAAAUGUUGUCUCAUCUUGAGUAUUUCGAGUUCAUAGAUGCGGAAGGAUCUGAUGCUGAGUUCAGAAUUCUGAAUUUCUUGUUGAGAAAUGAAAAGGUUCUGAAGAAAAUUGGUGUAACAUUUCGUUCCAGUGUUGCCCAGCGUGAUAGAAAGAGACACGUUGCGCGAUUCUCGGAUAAGAUUAGAGCAGGUCGUAAAGCUUCUUCAAGUUUCCAAUUCGCAUAUAAUUUAAAAUUUACUUGGUGACUUUGUGAUAUUUACUUCGGUUCGAAACGGAAAGUACUCGGAUGAGAAGCUAUCAGGUGCAGUACGUCUUCUUUGUGGCCUUGCUUUACUGCUAAUUGUGUUAUAUUUUGUUUUUAUUGGAGAUUGGAAUCCUUCUUAGAUUAUUGUGAUUUGUUUUGUGUAGUUUGGAGUGGGAAUUAUGAACCUAUAGUGUUUCUAGUAGUUCAAGACUUCAAGUUAAAAUUUG